Molecule: messenger RNA, 2294 nt
Organism: Salarias fasciatus (jewelled blenny)
Lineage: Eukaryota; Metazoa; Chordata; Actinopteri; Blenniiformes; Blenniidae
Gene: znf362b
Product: zinc finger protein 362b
Exons: 9
Coding region: 118-1446 (442 amino acids)
Biological process (GO): regulation of transcription by RNA polymerase II
Cellular component (GO): nucleus
Molecular function (GO): RNA polymerase II cis-regulatory region sequence-specific DNA binding; DNA-binding transcription factor activity, RNA polymerase II-specific
Source: RefSeq, a predicted model, not a curated record
CACCCAGAAGUGAACAAAGCGACCCGGAAGCGGUGGUCCGACUGGAGGCAGAAAGAACAUCAAGCUUUUAUAUUUUAGCCGUGCUCGCAAGACAAUAUCUGCACGCAGGACUCCAGGAUGGCAGAGCCUCGAUUUAACAACCCGUACUUUUGGCCACCGCCACCAUCCAUGCCAGGCCAGCUGGAUAACCUGGUCCUCAUUAACAAGAUCAAGGAGCAGCUGAUGGCUGAGAAGAUUCGACCCUUGCACCUGCCGCCUACCUCCACCCCCUCCCAGCAGCCUCUACUGGUGCCCACCUCCUCCCCGGACGGGAGCGGCCAGCACGGCAUGCCGGUGCCCAAGCCUCAGCCGCAGCAGGUGCCGGGACACCACCCGCAGCCGCAGGGCUCCGGGCAGCCGGACAUCGCGCUGCACGCUCGUCCCGCCUCCAGCUCUGGACAAGAGGGAAAUAUGGACGACAAGUCGGCGGUGAAGGCCAAAGGCUUAUGGGAGGACUGGCACAUGAGGCAGCUCAGCGAGCAGGUUGGCCGGGUCAAUCAUCGCUCAGGACUGGCUCCUUCAUCUCGACCUGACAGCCACAGCACCUCGGAGGCCCUGACCCCCACGACCCCCACCUCCAGCAGCCAGAACCGGCUGGGCGGCGCCCCCUCUGUGAACAUCAUCUCCGGGCUGGCCAGCGGCCCCGGCAUGGACCACAUGAAGGCUGGCGGCCUGGCGGGGCUGCUGGGCCCCCCGCCGAAGGCGCCGCGGGGGAGGAAGAAGAUCAAAGCCGAAAACACCACCGGCCCUCUGCUGGUGGUGCCCUACCCCAUCCUCGCCGACCAAGGCUGUGUCACCGUCGCACCCAAAGAAGGCAAAACCUACAGAUGCAAAGUCUGCCCGCUCACCUUCUUAACCAAGUCAGAGAUGCAGAUUCAUUCCAAGUCCCACACGGAGGCCAAGCCACACAAGUGUCCCCACUGUUCCAAGACGUUUGCCAACGCCUCGUACCUGGCCCAGCACCUGCGCAUCCACCUGGGGAUCAAGCCCUACCACUGCUCCUACUGCGAGAACUCCUUCCGUCAGCUGUCACACCUGCAGCAGCACACCAGAAUCCACACCGGCGACCGGCCGUAUAAAUGCGCUCACCCCGGCUGUGAAAAGGCUUUCACCCAGCUGUCUAACCUCCAGUCUCAUCAGAGGCAGCACAAUAAGGACAAGCCGUACAAAUGUCCCAACUGCUACCGUGCCUAUUCAGACUCCGCGUCAUUGCAGAUCCACUUGUCAGCGCAUGCCAUCAAAAACGCCAAGGCCUACUGCUGUAGCAUGUGUGGCCGGGCAUACACCUCAGAGACCUACCUUAUGAAGCACAUGUCCAAACACACAGUGGUGGAGCACCUAGUGAGCCACCAGUCCCCGCAGAGGACGGAGUCCCCCAGCAUCCCCAUACGCAUCUCCCUCAUCUGAGAGCUCCCCGGACGCUCGGCGGCGAGAUCCGGAGUCCGGAGGCCCCGGGGAGAGCCGGAGAGGCCCCCGCACCCACGGCCACCUUACAUAAGGCUUACAUGAGCAUCCUGACAGCUGACAGAAGCGUUCAUUGUUAGAUCCAGUCAACAGACCGCCUCCAUCCGUCUCCGCCCGGGCCGUCUGUCAACAGUGAGCACAGCAUUAUUUCGUGAAUGUAACAGUCCAGCUAGACGUGGUCCGAGGAGUCGAGCGGCAGCGAAUGUCUUGCGUCAGAUUCGAUAAGCACUUUCGUAAGCGUCAUGUAAACCCGCCGGAUGCAUCGGCCGUUAGAAAAAUUAGGGUUCUCCUUUAGUUAUUAAUGUUAUUAUUAUUAUUAUCCCCUCCCCCCCAUCUUCCAAGGAGUGGGUUUCCAAAAUGUGCCAGAUGAUAUUUUGCCCUGAAAGAAUUGAGAAAGUGGAAAAAGUGAUCAAAAAUUAGCUGGGUGUAUUCUGGAGACAUCCAAAGAUAAUCUUUAAAGCACUUUUAGGCCUUCGCGGUUUUGGCUCAAAUUGUUUCAAUCUUGUCGGAUGGAAAAUGCCAAAGGGCAUUAUUCGUGGCAGCUACGAGUCGUGACUGAGUACAAACUACCAGUCCUUUGUUACUUUUUUCUUUUUUUUUUUAACUCAUAUUUUUGUGCAAGUACAGGGUCAUCUAAAUUAGAAAGAAAGGCAAUCGGUGGAUGACAAUUGAAACACUUCAUGAUUGUAUUAGCAAGAUGUAAUAUUGACUUGAGGAAGAAAAAAAAAAAGAAGAAGAGCAACAUGGAAGGGAAGAAAGAUGAAUGUUUUGUUUGGAGAAUCUUUCACUCU